GGCAACACUUUUACAAAUGUCUGACAUCGGCUUUUUACAUACGUGUUGUGUUUAUCCUUCUAGUUAUUAAAUCUAAGCUUUGAAAAGUUAAAAUGAAAUAUCUCUACAUUUUAAUAUUUAUGUGUUCUUUAGUUUAUUGUGAUGAGCAUACACACACGUAUAAAGAUGGAGAGCAGGUAGUGCUAUGGAUGAAUACUGUAGGCCCAUACCACAAUCGACAGGAGACCUAUGCUUAUUUUUCUUUGCCGUUUUGCGUUGGAACAAAAGUCACAAUAGGCCACUAUCAUGAGACAUUAUCUGAAGCCCUUCAAGGAGUUGAAUUGGAGUUUAGUGGUCUUGAUAUCACUUACAAAGAUAAUGUCCCAGCACAACAAUUUUGUGCAAUCGAACUCGACGAACAGGCCUAUAAAGCACUUGUCUAUGCAGUGAAGAACCAUUAUUGGUAUCAGAUGUACGUGGACGACCUUCCAAUAUGGGGUAUUGUUGGUGAAAUUGAUGGUGACAAUUACUAUAUCUGGACACACAAGAAGUUUGAUAUUGGAUAUAAUGGCAACAGGAUCGUUGAGGUGAAUUUGACUGCUGAGAAUAAAGAGAAACUAUCAUUAGGUGCUAAAAUCCCAUUUACUUAUGAAGUGAACUGGAAGCGUAGUAACAUACGUUUUGAGGAUCGAUUUGACAAAUACUUAGAUCCCAAUUUCUUCCAACAUAGAAUCCAUUGGUUCAGCAUAUUCAACAGUUUUAUGAUGGUUAUCUUUUUGGUAGGACUUGUAUCUAUGAUUCUUAUGAGAACCUUAAGAAAGGAUUAUGCUAGGUAUUCUAAAGAUGAUUAUCUUGAUGAUUUGGAGAAAGACUUGGGUGAUGAGUAUGGUUGGAAACAGGUACAUGGAGAUGUAUUCAGACCUGUCCCACACCUCGCCCUGUUUUCUGCUUUAAUUGGAGCAGGAUACCAGCUCACUGUUGUCACAUUAGCUGUUAUAAUAUUUACCAUUUUUGGGGAACUUUACACAGAAAGAGGGUCUUUAUUAUCUACAGCUAUUUUCAUCUAUGCAGCUACUUCACCAGUAAAUGGUUACUUUGGUGGUUCUUUGUAUGCUAGGAUGGGUGGAAGACUUUGGAUUAAACAGAUGUUGUUGUCUGCGUUCCUAUUACCAGUGAUGGUGUGUGGCACUGCAUUCUUUAUAAACUUCAUUGCUAUGUAUUACCAUGCUUCUCGGGCUAUUCCUUUUGGGAGCAUGAUUGCUGUAAUGUCCAUUUGUACCUUUGUCAUCCUGCCCUUAACUUUAGUAGGGACAGUACUAGGACGUAAUUUAGCUGGCCAACCUGACAAUCCUUGCCGUAUCAAUGCUGUACCGAGACCAAUACCUGAGAAGAAGUGGUUCAUGGAACCAUUUAUCAUUGUUAUAAUGGGAGGAAUACUACCAUUUGGAUCUAUAUUCAUUGAGAUGUACUUUAUCUUUACAUCUUUCUGGGCAUACAAAAUCUAUUAUGUUUAUGGAUUCAUGUUGUUGGUGUUCCUGAUCUUGAUGAUUGUCACAGUGUGUGUGACCAUUGUUUGCACUUACUUUCUCUUGAAUGCUGAGGACUACCGUUGGCAAUGGACCAGUUUCCUUUCUGCUGGAAGCACUGCUCUCUAUGUCUACUUGUAUUCAUUUUACUAUUUCCUUUUUAAGACAAAGAUGUAUGGCUUAUUCCAAACUACUUUCUAUUUUGGUUACAUGGCAUUAUUCAGUUUGGCACUAGGUAUAAUUUGUGGAACAGUUGGUUAUAUUGGAACCAGUUUAUUUGUGAGAAAAAUUUACUCAACUGUUAAGAUCGAUUGAGCUGGUGCAAUUCUAUAGGUUAUUAAUAAAAUGUAUUGAAGAAUGAAAAUGUAUCUCUUGGGUAGCUUCUUGAAGCAGUGUUUCACAAAAUUAAUUGUUUUGAAAAACUGUUCUAUUAUAAGAGAUAUUGAAUAGCCAAGGAUCUAAUUUUGGGUAUAUAUAAAUAUAAUUUCUUUAUAUAUUGAUGAUAGAGUUAAUCUAUAUGAUAUUCAUCAAAUAUCUACACUAUAAAAUUAUAAAAUCUAAUCAUUAGAUAAGAAUAUUGUAAUUCCAUAUGGGAUCAUUAUUUUGAUCAAAAAUUUUUAAAAUUGUCUCUAGUUAAAAUAAUGCAAUGUAAAUGAACUGAAAUUGUAUCUUGCAUGAUUAUUCUUUUUAUCAGUUAUUUGACAUUCAAUUAUUGUGAGCUUAACAUUCUUUGUUAAGUUUUAGGAUUCAACUUUAUGUUAUUGUUCAAUUAUAGAAAUAGAAAAAUUAUUUUGUUGUAAGUUUACUGCAAAUUAUGUUUUAAACAAGCCAACAUUUAUCUAUGAUAUACCUUUAACUACUGUACAUCUCGCAAAUAUAAUAAUAAUUAUAUAUUUAUAUCACAAGUAUAAAUUUGUGACUAAUUCAUUGUUAAUUUUAUGGCAUCUCUCAAUUAUUUUCAUGGAUCACAAUAAUAUCCUAUUAGUCAAGAAUUUCAUGAUUUAAUGAUCAAUACUGGCAGGCAUGAUGAUUAAAAUAAUGAUAAUACUUCCAUAUUCUAAGGAAGUACUUGAGUAUUAUUUAAUCUCUUGUUAAAGUUAUGAAGAAUGAAUGUAAUAUUUAGGGAUUCAGACUUGUUGUGAAAUUAGGAAGCACUUAGAUCCCUAAGAGUGUGAUCAUUAUAGUUAAGGUGUAUUUAGGUUUAAUUCUUUAAAUACCUAUGUAAAUAUUAUUAUAUAUAGAUGUUGACACUUACAAGUAUUCCAUAGCUUUCUUUUGUAUUUAUUUGAGUAUGAGGUUAAUUCGGAAACUUUUAUGUAAUGCCAUCCAUCACUGAAAUUGUAAUAAAUAUUGUGAGAAAUAAAGUGACUAUGAUAAAAU
Messenger RNA from Zerene cesonia (dogface butterfly), 2885 nucleotides. RefSeq names its product transmembrane 9 superfamily member 3 (gene TM9SF3). Lineage: Eukaryota; Metazoa; Arthropoda; Insecta; Lepidoptera; Pieridae. Gene Ontology annotation, cellular component: membrane. The record is from RefSeq and is a predicted model, not a curated record. The transcript has a single exon. Gene Ontology annotation, biological process: protein localization to membrane. The coding region runs from base 93 to 1820 and encodes 575 amino acids.